AUUUGCAUCAAUACAUGACAAAGGGGCAGCUUCAGGAGACCUUUAACGUUGAUCAUCCUGAUGAUGUGCCUGAGUAUGAUGUAACACACCCGUACCAGUCCACCUCAGAUGGRCAAUUUCUCUCUCAUGACUUGCGCAGAAGACGAAGUAGUGAUGAGCACCACUAUUCAAUUAAAUCSUUUGGUAAAACACUUCACUUGAACCUUAAAGAAAAUAAGGACCUGGUUGCACCUGGCUUGAUGUUAGAGUCUUAUAUUGAURGUCAGGUUAGACGGUCAACACUAGUACCCAGUACUCAUUACUUUGGACGAGUAAAACACCAUCCUGGGUCGUCUGUUGCUCUUAGCAACCAUGGAACUUUAUCUGGUAAAAUUGAUUUGAGCGAUGAAACCCUGUAUAUUCGUCCUUUUCCAAGAGGACUGCUCGAGGGAAGCGAUCGAACUCCACAUUUCAUUUUUAAACAAACAAAGGACAACGUAGAAGAAGGAGUGGCAUUUGACGACAAAACAAGUGAUUACGACAAGUCAUUCUAUCACAUCUCAGAUCAGGCYGAUAACGGAUUUAAUAUGAAACUUGCUGACAAAAACAACCAAAACACAAAGAACUAUUUAGAACUCGCCCUGGUUACAGACGAGAAAGUUGCCAAAAAGUAUGGUAAAGGAACGUCUGAUUUUUUACUAACAGUCGCAAACAUCGCAGCCCAAGCUUUCCAGCACCCAUCAAUUGGCGAUAAUAAAAUCACUUUAGUAGUUACAAGACUGGUUAUCCUUUCAACCAAAGAACUGAAUGCUACUAGUUAUUCUACAAAGGACCAGCUAAGGGCCAUCGAGAAAUGGAUGAAUCGUAAUAAUCCUCAUUCAGACAAUGAUCCCGGUCACUACGACGCGGUUUCACUAAUGAGAAGUGUGUCYGGAGGAGGUUUGGCGUCUCUUGGMACAAUGUGCCGGAGAGUKAGUGCUAACACAAUYAGUGAGAAUGGCAUMACAUCAUGGGCUGUUUUAGCACAUGAACUUGCUCACAACCUUGGCAUUGGACAUGAUGRCAGUAAAAACUGUUCUAACGGAGUUAACAUUAUGUCAACGGUAGUACCCGGUGGUCCAGGCUCAUUUGAAUGGUCACAGUGCUCUGCUACGAGGUUCAACUUAUUAUUCAAUCAAAGUAGAUUCAGUUGUCUUAAAGAUGCUCCUCAAGCCAGUCCAAUCCCAACUCGUUUGCCAGAACUUCAAGGCAAAAAGCCAGGUGUUAUUUACAACAAAACUGUUCAAUGUCAAAUGCGGUAUGGUCCAGGGUUCGUAGCUUGUGCUGGUGGAGACCCCUGUUCAAAGCUGUGGUGCGCAAGAAAAGAAAGUCCGUUGGUUUGUUCAACUAGUUUAGCAGCUCCAGCAGACGGGACACGAUGUGGCAUCAGAAAUUGGUGCAUCCAGGCAAAAUGUGUUGACGAUGGAUCUCCCGUAAUUCAUGGCGGGUGGAGUAGCUGGUCUGACGUCACUCAAUGUAGCCGGUCAUGUGAUCGUGGGAUAAAAUACAGAACACGAACUUGCACCAAGCCACCUCCUCAAAAUGGUGGAAACAAGUGCGCAGGCCUCGCUAAAGGUCACAUAGAGGUCUGCAAUAUACAGGAGUGUUCACCUGCCCAGACGUCAUUUAGAAGUCAACAAUGUGAAGCAAAAAAGGGGAAAGAAUAUAAAUCAUUUCACAAUCACCGUAGCUGUGAUCUGAGGUGUAGGAAAGGUCCAUGGGUUCAUGCARACGGUCAAGUCAAAGAUGGAUCUAAUUGUGAUCCUGACAAGACAGUAUUCGAUGUUUGUAUUGAAGGACAGUGUCUGAUGGUUGGGUGUGAUCUCAAGGUUGGUUCAAAUGCUAGACGUGAUCGUUGUGGUAUUUGUAAUGGUGACGGCAAAUCCUGUGAAUUCGUUAAUGGAUCCUUUACUUUACCGCAUCGUCCCAAAGGUGUCGCUAAUGCUGCCUUGGUAGUUGUUCUGCCAGUUGGAGCAGUGAACAUAUCUGUCAUUGAGCGAUCUACUUCCUGGAAUAAUGUCCUUCUUACCCAUAUGGAUGGUUCAUUAGUGUACGGUGUCACUCAUUGGAAUAUUACCAAAUAUGUGGCUGGUACAAAGGUGUUUGUUGGUCGUGGAACAGGCAAUUAUAAAGAUCGAUUCUAUAUACCAGGACCAUUAACAAAGCAGCUACGAGUCAUUUACUCCAAGGUAUAUGGAAGAAAUCCUGGAAUUGAUUAUGAGUUCUACCGCCCAAUUGUGAAGCCAGUCUCCCUCAUCGACUGCAACACUCAGCCAUGCCCACCUGAGUGGCAUAUAACUGACUGGUUACCAUGUUCAGUGUCAUGUGGUAAUGGCGUCCAAUCACGUCUAGUCUACUGUGACCAACAAAUUAACUCCACAUACCAUCAUCCUUUGCCAUUCACAAAGUGUGAUAUGAAUACAAAACCACGUGAUUUGAAAAGAGAUUGUGAUGUGGCAUUAUGCCCUCCUGAUUGGAUGCCAACGCCAUGGGGUGAGUGUUCAACUUCAUGUGACGAGGGAAUUAAGACAAGAACACUCAAAUGUACUCAAACUAAAAAAGAUGGAAUGAAGAUUGUCGUUAGUGACGAACUUUGUAAAAAUGCUACCAGAUAUCCAACUGAAAUACCGUGUAACCAAGACAACCCAUGUCAUAUUGAGCCACCUCUAGAGAUCCCAAUCGCUUGUUUCCGUGAUAGAGAUCACGUUUUGUGGGACGCAGAGAUACUUGGAGACUUUAAGGACGCGAUAGACUGGGACCACACCUAUGACAUCAUAGACGAGUGCAGACAUCUGGCCUAUGAUCACGACUACACACACUUCGCCUUGGGAAAUAAUGGGAUAUGUUACUCUGGAAUUGACUUCAACACCUACUAUUAUCAUGGUGCAGGAGCGCRCAAAAACAAAUGCAAAAACGGAGUUGGGAAAAGAAACCACUAUUAUGUAUAUCGAUUAGAUCCUCUUCCUGAGUAUCACAGCAUUGGCUGUUUUCAGCGAGGAGCUUUUCCAAGUACAUAUUCAGUUUCUUUCCGAGGUCAAAUCGACUGGCAUGACAUCCACUUUACUGUAGAACAAUGUGCUCAUAUUGUCUAYGACAUGGGCAAGAUAUACUUUGGUCUUCACUACUACGGAGAGUGCUAUUCUGGUCGAGAYGAUCAAGUAGAAGAGAAACUCAUGACUCUUCCAGGGUCGAGGCAUUGCUACAAUCACGCCGUGGGGAAGGCAUUCGCAGAUUAUGUCUAUGCGUUUGAUACACUUGAUGAUGAGACUAUCAUGGAUCGCUGAUCACAAGGACUACAGGCUCAUGUUAUUAUCGAYCAAAUCAGUGGACAUUCAUAAUCUAUUAAUGGUGUUGGGAAUAAAAAAGCAGUUAUCUUCAGUUUAGUUGAAUUAGUUGAUGUGAA
Molecule: messenger RNA, 3421 nt
Organism: Exaiptasia diaphana
Lineage: Eukaryota; Metazoa; Cnidaria; Anthozoa; Actiniaria; Aiptasiidae
Product: A disintegrin and metalloproteinase with thrombospondin motifs 18
Exons: 24
Coding region: 15-3302 (1095 amino acids)
Biological process (GO): proteolysis; extracellular matrix organization
Cellular component (GO): extracellular matrix
Molecular function (GO): metalloendopeptidase activity
Source: RefSeq, a predicted model, not a curated record